AUGCCGACUGCUGGCUGGGUGAAAAUGACGGAGAAGGAGCGGGCCUUGGCCCGGCGGUGGUACGACGAGGGGAAGUCGCCGUCAACCAUUGCGGAGUUGCUGGGCCGCGACGCGUCCACCCUGACACGACUGCUAUGCAAGCAGGAGGCAGCCAAAAAGCAGGGUCGACCCUGUGCUUUGAGCAAGGCCCAGGUAGAUUAUCUUGAGCGGAAGCUGGAUCAAAUUAUCGUGAAGGCGGACGGCCAGAAGAUGAUCACGGUGGAGGCUUUGCAGAAAGCAACCAAAACAAAAGCUGGCACGCAAACCAUCCUGAAAGCUCUCCACGACCGCGACAUCUACUUUCGCAAGUUGCGCGAGAAGCCUGUGCUCACCCCAGCCGACGUCAAAGCCCGCAAGACGUUUGCCAGCACCUAUCGGCAUAAGUCGCGUGCAUGGUGGCUGCAGCAAGUGCACGCCUUCAUCGACGGCAAGUACUUCCAGGUAUACUUGACUGGAGCCGAGCGUGCCAGGGCAGCGAAGCACAACACUUUCGGCGCCUAUCGACGCCCCGGAAAGGGCCUCUGUGCCGGCUACGUCAAGCCAAAGAAGGGUGGCCUCAAGCACUACACAGGGGUGAAGGGUGUGCUGUUGCAAGUCGGCAUUGGUGGCGGCAAAGUUGUGACCGUGCACGAGGUGACCGGCCGCUGGAGUGGGCAGGCGGCCGUCACCUUUUAUGAAGCUCUCGGUCGUGGGCUGGCCAAGGCAUGGCCGGGCAAGCGCAAGUAUAGGAUCCUGGAGGACAAUGAUCCGACGGGAUACAAAUCGGCGAAAGGUCAGGCAGCGAAAGUGCAGGGGAACAUGGACGUGUUGGAGAUCCCCAAGCGAAGCCCGGACCUCUCCUUACUAGACUUUGCAGUCUGGAAGGAGGUGAACCGGCGCUUGCGCAGUCAAGAGAAAGCCUGGCCGAAAUCCAGACGCGAGACACGCCCGAACUAUAUCCGCCGUUUGAAGCGCACCAUCCGGAACUUGCCCAAGGAGUUUUUGGAGAACAGCAUUGGAGACAUGGUCCGCCGCUGUCAAAGGCUCCAAGAAGCCAAGGGGAACUUUAUCGAGGAGGGCGGCCACGGACGGUGA
Messenger RNA from Symbiodinium sp. CCMP2592, 1113 nucleotides. The record is from the annotation of a GenBank genome assembly. Lineage: Eukaryota; Dinophyceae; Suessiales; Symbiodiniaceae.